AUGGAAGCGUAUAGACCUGUUUUGGGUACGGUAUUUGCUAAAGAGGAAGAUGCAGCUUCCAUGUAUCAGUUAUAUGCUGAGAAAGCUGGGUUUGAUAUUAGGUUGUCGACAACUAAGAAAUCAAAAGAUGGCACUGUUACACUUAGGUAUAUUGUUUAUAGUAGAUCGGGAAAGCCCACUUGCCAAAAUGUUGAUUCAAUGGUUUUAAAGUCAUCUUCCAAGUUGCCUCGUAGCACUAAUUACAAGGUUUCAGACUGUAAAGCUAAAAUAAAGGUUAAAGUUUUCAAGGGUUAUCCUAGUUUACGGUUAUAUGAAUUUGUUGAGUCUCAUAAUCACCCGUUAGUUUCAAUUGAGAACAUGGAUUUGACAUGCAAGAGGCGGCAACUAGAAUUUAGCGACCAAGAUUUCAUUCAUAGACUAAGUUUUGCUAAAGUUGGUCCGUCAACUGCCUUUAAGAUGCAAACUGUUUUGACAGGGGGACAACACAACUAUAAUAUGAUUUUUGUUCCUUUUACGUGGGUUGAUCACCAUAAGAAUUGCGUAACAUUUGCGACUGCUCUUCUUUAUGAUGAAACUAUUGAAUCGUUCACAUGGAUGUUGGAACAAUUUCUUGAAGCACAUGGUAAACAACCGAGGCUAGUGUUAACCGACCAAGACCCGGCAAUGAAACAAGCCAUAGCUAAAGUUUUCAAUGAAUCUUUCCAUCGUCUUUGUAUGUGGCAUAUUAUGGAUAAACUUCCUCAAAAGAUUAAUGGUGAUGUGUUACAGAAUACCAACUUGAGGCAUCACAAGUGGUUGUCUGAUAUGUUUUCUAUUAGAGAUCAGUGGGUCCCAGAAAGCUUUAAGCUUAUGUCAGAGGCGCUGAAUUUAGCUCAGCAAUGUGGUGAUCAAUUACGGGGUGAUUCAGUAAAGCUUGCUUGGUUUGUGGAACAAAUCAAGGCUAUUAAGAACAAAAUUUUUGAAGAGGUCCCAAGUGAUCCAAGUUCUAAGAAUAAAGGUGGUGUCUUUGAAGAAUUGGUAGGAGAAUUGCAACCUGAUAGUGUUUCUUUUGUGGCUCCCCAGGGUAUUAGGAAUAAAGGAUGUGGGAAAUCUGCUCGUUUGAUUGGCCUGGGAGAGAAAGCCAAGAAAAAACAAAAACGUAAACAAAGUCACAGUGACGAAGAUAAUGAUGAAGAAAAUGAUGAAGAUAGCGAUGAAGAUGAAGAUAGCGAUGAAGAUAGCGAUGUAGAUAGUGAUGAAGAUAGGGAUGAAGAUAGCCACGAAGAUAGUGAUGGUGAAUGA
Messenger RNA from Helianthus annuus (common sunflower), 1281 nucleotides. Its product is annotated as protein FAR1-RELATED SEQUENCE 5-like. The transcript has 7 exons. The record is from RefSeq and is a predicted model, not a curated record. NCBI's taxonomy places the organism in Eukaryota, Viridiplantae, Streptophyta, Magnoliopsida, Asterales, Asteraceae. The coding region runs from base 1 to 1281 and encodes 426 amino acids. Gene Ontology annotation, biological process: regulation of DNA-templated transcription.